AGAAAAUUGGAGAGCUCUGAAAUCCUUCGACUUAAUAGUACGGACAUGACUGCACAUGAACCAGAUUAUGAUUUUUUAAACUCAUAUAUAAAAAUAAAUACUUACUAGGUAGGUAUUCAACGUCAUAUAUAUACGUAUUUACAAAAAUCAAAUGAGCAUUCGAAUCUAGAGGAACAUUACAGAUAUCGCCAUUCGCAAUGGCUCCUCUCACCAGCGAGCCCGACGCCAUCCGCGUCGCGCUGAACCUCGCACGCCGCAAGGUCUUCUACGCCCUAAUCAUCGAGAUCACCGCAUACAUGCGGUCGCAACUAGAACUUCCACACAGCCCAGACGGAUCCCCAUCUUUCCCCUCUUCAACAAGAAACCCACCUCCGUACUCAGAGGCGGCUUUAUCCCGUUCUAACACCAUUCCCACAGCCACUCCUUCUAACAGAGCCCCGGACAGCAACACCCCCGCACCCACCACCCCACCCGGCCCGCAGCAGCAGCAGCAGCGAACGCAGGCCAGUCCGGCCCUAGUCCGGCUCCGGAAAGCGGCGCUCCUGCACUUCGACUCCUGGCGCGACGAGACCGUCGGCAGGAUCAAGGACGUCGUCGCCAAGCCCGACGACCAGAAGGUCCUGGACGCGCGGCGCAAGCGCGCGGAAGGUCUCGCUGCGAGGAGCAGGGAGAUGCCUGGUGCUGGGGAGGAUUUGUUGAGUUUUAGAGACGACAAUCGUGCUGGAAUUACGGACGGGGCUGGGGCUGGGGAUACACCACCCCUACCGCCGCGGGGUGGGAGGGGUAUGGCGGGUACAGGGCCGACGAGCUUAUCUGCGUUCCAGAGCCUGUACCAUCCGAUUCCGACGCGGCUGACGUCUGUCUCAAUGGAGGAUCGGAAAGAGGUGCUUAGCGCUACGUUGAUCUGUCUCCUUGCGAUCGGGAAUUACUCGGCAUAUUCCCGGACGCUGGUGUGUUAUCUUGCGAGCGCGCUGGAGGUGCCGCCUGCGUUUUUGGAUAGGGAGGAGAUGGAGGUCGCGACGACGAUGGUGGAGGCGGCGAGGAAGGCGGAGAGGGAGGGCCAGGGCCAGGGCGAGGGGGGGAUGUCGGCUGAGGCGGAGGCGAGGAAACGCAGGGAGGAGGGGAAGGUGGGCAGGUUGUGGAAGGUUGGGCUCGCGAGUGUGGCGGGCGCGGCGAUUAUUGGGGUUACGGGCGGGCUUGCGGCGCCGGCUGUUGCGGGCGUUAUUGGGGGGUUGAUGGGCUCGGUUGGGUUGGGGGGACUGGCUAGUUUUCUGGGUAUCUUUUGGAUGAAUGGGGCUUUGGUCGGGACGCUGUUCGGGGCGUUUGGCGCGAAGAUGACGGGGGAUAUGGUCGAUCAGUAUGCGAAGGAGGUCGAGGACUUCAAGUUUCUCCCGCUGAAGGAGGAGUGGGGGAGGGAUUGGGCGGAUCGGAAUGGAGACGGGGCGAAGGAUCGGAGGUUGAGGGUUACGAUUGGGAUUAACGGCUGGCUUACGGCUGAAGAAGACGUGACAAAGCCGUGGAGGGCCUUGGGUGAUGAGACGGAGGUCUUUGCGCUGAGGUACGAGAUGAAGAGUUUGAUGGCUCUAGGCGAGAAAUUGAGGGGCUUGGUGGCGUCGGCGGCGUGGAGUGCGGUGAGAGCUGAGAUUCUGCAGCGCACGGUCCUGGCUACGCUGUCGGGCGCCCUGUGGCCUAUCUUCCUUCUCAACUCGGCGUCUAAUAUCGACAAUCCGUUUAGCCUUGCAAAGAACCGGUCUGAGAAGGCGGGCAGGAUUCUAGCUGACGCUCUAAUUAAUAGAGUUCAAGGAGAACGACCUGUCACAUUGGUCGGAUAUUCGCUAGGCGCACGGGUCAUCUACUCAUGCCUACGAUCAUUGGCAGAGAGGAAGGCGUUUGGACUUAUAGACACGGUGGUCUUAAUCGGGGCACCGGUGCCGUCAAACAAUGGGUACUGGGAGAUGAUGCGUACGGUGGUAUCCGGCCGGCUUUUUAACGUGUAUAGCGAGAACGACUACAUCCUCGGCUUCCUCUACCGCACUACGAGUUUGCAACUGGGCAUUGCUGGGCUACAGGCUAUCACCGGGGAUAUAGAAGGAGUUGAGAAUUUGGAUCUGAGUAAUGAGGUCACGGGACACAUGAGAUAUCCGGAACUCGUGCCGAAGAUACUGGCGAGAUGUGGAUUCCCCGACAUUAGGGGUGGCAAGGGGGCAAUUGAGAAAGAUGAUGGGAAGAUCGAGAUCGAGCUGAAGGAUAAAGAUUGGGCCGAGACGGGCAAUUUGAUUGAUAUCGAGGAUAAGCCGGAAAAGAAUGAGAAGUAUGACCCGAUCGUGAAGAACGUGAUGGAGCUCAAGAGCGAUGUGGGUGUUAGAAAUGCGAAGUUGGACGGGUUGAAGGAUGCGAAGGAACGAGAAGCCACGCAGACUACAACGAGAGCGACUUCUUCUCUGCCAAACUUGGGCGAGUUGCCACGUGCUUCCACCACUCCAUCGAUAUCUACGACUACGACGCUGGUGGAACCACCGCCUUCGUAUCCGGGCACGGAGCACCGUGUUAACUACGAUGAUGAUAGCGAUUUUGACCACGCUUACGAUUCGGAAGAAGAGGGAUUUGGUGGAAUCAGGAUGAUGGACAACGACCCCGAUGAAGGUGGAUUGACCUUCAUCGAACCAUUACAAAUUAAUGAUGAUUAGUUUUAUCUAUUACGCGAAUUCCUCAAAUAGGAUACAAAGUCAGCACGCCGUAUAUACCCCUGGCAAGGAGUUGGUCAAUACGUGCUUUUGGAUGAAUACACGAUGUUUGCACCAAGUUCUCGCUUUUCCGAGGGAAUGGACCUGCCGUCA
This is a messenger RNA of Annulohypoxylon maeteangense, 2837 nucleotides long. RefSeq names its product DUF726-domain-containing protein. The record is from RefSeq and is a predicted model, not a curated record. NCBI's taxonomy places the organism in Eukaryota, Fungi, Ascomycota, Sordariomycetes, Xylariales, Hypoxylaceae. The coding region runs from base 198 to 2687 and encodes 829 amino acids. The transcript has a single exon.